UCCACUCUAUAUAUUCAUCCACGGAAGCACUCACUCACCUUACCAAAACAGGAUGAUUACAUCCAACAACGCUAGACAGCUAUAAUCUCGAUCGAAUCGACCGUUGCCGAGCUUCGCCAAAUCUUUACUCAACUGAUGACGAUGGUGGCUGAGUAGCGUGAAUCCGUUCAGCGUACAGAUAAUGAUGAAGGUUUUCGGUGUUCUUGUUGUGUUUUCCCUAUUUUUCAUUCUAGUUUCGUCAUUCGGAUUUUUGAUGCAUUCCAUGUUUUCUUUCUCGUUUGAUCUAUACCUUGGGGCUGGCGUAGUCCUAAUCCCACCACUUUCGGUCUCAGAGAAAAUUGGACCUAUUUCAUUGCCGAAUACAACAACUCAGAAACACGAUGAGCUGCGUGCACCGUUCAUUUUCCCUUCCCCGCAGGCUUUCCAGCUACCUUAAUUCUUACCUGUUCGACUACCCAUAUACCAGCUAGUUUGCCACACCUGGUAAAAGAUAUUUGAAUGGCUCUCUGGUUGGAAAUAUAUGCUGAUAGUUUCGCUUGC
Molecule: messenger RNA, 540 nt
Organism: Cantharellus anzutake
Lineage: Eukaryota; Fungi; Basidiomycota; Agaricomycetes; Cantharellales; Hydnaceae
Exons: 2
Coding region: 182-436 (84 amino acids)
Source: RefSeq, a predicted model, not a curated record